Molecule: messenger RNA, 345 nt
Organism: Suillus subaureus
Lineage: Eukaryota; Fungi; Basidiomycota; Agaricomycetes; Boletales; Suillaceae
Exons: 3
Coding region: 1-345 (114 amino acids)
Source: RefSeq, a predicted model, not a curated record
AUGUCUUCAUCUCAGGCUGAUAUUGUUAACUGCACCGACAGUGUAGAUUUCUGCGACAAUGUUAUUGUUAUGGAAGUCAACAAUCUCCUAGUAGGAUGGCUGGCAUAUGAAAUAAAAUUCACGCCUAAAAAACCAGGCCCUGUGAAACUCAUUAUUCAUCUUAAAGAUGCUGUCAAAUUCAUGCAUGUUGAAGAACCCACUGACAGUGAGGCUGAGUUGUUGUUUUUGAGCAAUGGAUGGAAGAGGGCCCGCAAGAACAAGAAAGUCAAGAUCUCUGUUAUUGAUGCAAACAUGAUCACAGAGGGUCUCACAGCUCUCAAAAUCACAUCUACCAGUUCUGAGUAG